Saccostrea cuccullata (small rock oyster) is the source of this 4512-nucleotide messenger RNA. RefSeq lists its product as uncharacterized. NCBI's taxonomy places the organism in Eukaryota, Metazoa, Mollusca, Bivalvia, Ostreida, Ostreidae. Bases 214 to 4512 code for a protein of 1432 amino acids. The transcript is spliced from 2 exons. The record is from RefSeq and is a predicted model, not a curated record.
UAGGAGGCCAUUUUCGCUUGUUCCAAGCAUUGUUUUAAAGUAUUUUUCACUCUUACGGGUACAUCCCUGCACCAUAAUCUUUUACCAUACACAUACAAGCAUUGAUGCAAUAAAGAGUGAUCCGCCCUUAUUGUUUUGGUUUGUUGGUUUGGUAAACACUCUGCACAGAGGCAGAACAGUAAAAGAUUAUGACCAGGGACAACCUGUAGGACGAUGGCAACAGGGGAAGGGGAGAAACAACAGGUCAAAGACGAACAGGAUGAUAAACAAUCCAGGAUUCGGACUCUUACAGAGAAGGGUCAGGCAUCCUUUGACCAAACGUUCCUUGAUCUACAAGAAAAGUGCACUAGCGCGUGGAGGGAGGUAGAGGACCUCAUCGCAAAUUGUGAUGGUGACAAUACAGACAGGAAAUACCUAAGGACAACAGAAGAUCACAUAAAUGCAAAAUUCAAACAGUACCUUAAAGAAAGUCAAGCCCUAGCAAACUUCCUUGGAAGAGCACGCACAGAGCAAGCUCUACAGAAACUGGAGCAGCAUGAGUCUCAGUAUAGCACAUAUUCCGAUAUAGUGUUCACAUUUCGAGAUGUCCUACAUAAUAAACUAUUAGAGGCAGCCGAACGACUCUCGGAAAAGUUUGAAGUGAAAUCCAGGACUUCAUCACAAGCCUCAAAGACAAUAUCAGAAAUACUCAAAAAACGAGUGCAAGCGGAGACCCAGCAAACAAGACUUAAAUUCUUGGAAGAGCAGGCGGCUCUGGAAAAACAAAAGGCAGCUACCGAUAUUGAUAUAUGGCUUUCUAAAGAAAAAGAAGCAGCAGCUGUGGCAAACGCAGAAGUAAACGCCAUGGAAAAUUACGAUCGUGGAUCUCAAGGAAGUUUUCAAUUUGACAUUGAAGAACAAAGUGUGGAACGGACGGCCAGAGAAAGAACUGAAGCUUAUGUGAACUCGCAGGCCAGCAACCACUCAGAAAUCACACCUAGCUAUGUUCAACAUGAUGAUGCCUCACAUCGUUCGAGACCUGCAAGCAUCAGUCAAGCAGGAUUUCAUUUUCCAACUGCCAGUCAUGUUCAACCUCAUGAACAGUCACCUAUAGUUGACCUCAGUAACUACCUUUUGAAAAAGGAUUUACUAUUACAUCGUUUCUCGGCAUUUGAUGACUCGGCGCAAAACUAUACAGUGUGGAAAGUUGGUUUCCUGAAUAUUCUGAAGGAAUUGAAAGCAUCACCAAUCGAAGAACUUGAUUUAUUGACAAAAUGGCUGGGCCCCGAAUCAAAAAGAUACGCUCUAUCCAUACGUUCAGCAAAUACUCACCAACCUGAGAGGGGUUUAUCCCUGAUAUGGGCACGAUUAGAAGACCUCUAUGGAAAACCAGAAAUGGUGGAGGCAGCGUUGAAGUCAAAGCUCAAGGACUUUCCAAAAAUUACAGAGAUGGAUCCGAAGCGUUAUUAUGAUCUACUUGACUUGCUUUAUGAGAUUGAGUCCAACAAGCAGGACCCAAAAUAUUCCAGACUACUUGGAUACUAUGACACUUCCUCAGGCAUAUUGCCUAUUGUUAGUAAACUCACCAAUCAAGUACAAGAUAAAUGGGCCACCCGUGCAUCUCAGUAUAAACGUUUGAAUCAUGUUCCAUUCCCACCAUUUAGCAUAUUUGUCAGUUUCAUACAGGAGAUAUGUGAAUUGAAAAAUGAUCCAGGUCUUAUUUCUAGUACGAGGUAUCCAUCCGACAAGAAGAGAGAACCUACAAACAAAGUCUUUGUCCGGAAGUCAGACGUUGGUACCGAAACGCCAACAUCCUCUAUGCGGUGCCCUAUACAUAAGGCUGACCAUUCCUUGGAACAAUGCCGUGCCUUUCUGGCAAUGACAUUCCCAAAUAAACGCGACUUUCUGAAAAGUAGGGAACUCUGUUUCCGUUGCUGCAAGGGAAAGCAUAGGGCCAACAAGUGCAAACUUAAAGUGAGUUGUGACGUUUGUAAAAGCGACCGCCAUGUUACGUGUAUGCACUUUCAUAGAGACUCUGGGCAAGAGAAUGGCGGGGAGAGUUCAUCUAAGGAAUCACCAUCUGGGAAGGGAGAUGAAAACAUUAUCACGUCCUCUUGUACCCGAUUGUGUGGGAAGGAUAGAGUUGGCCGAUCUUGUGGGAAAAUUGUCCUUGUGAACGUAUACCCAUCUAACAGACCUGAUCUUACCUUUAGAACUUAUGCUAUGAUAGACGAUCAGAGCAAUAGAACCUUAGCUCGUUCCAAGUUUUUUGAUUACUUUGGGUUAGGGGGCAAUGACUGUGUUUUCACGUUGAAUUCCUGUGGUGGAAGUGUUACAUUUUCUGGAAGAACAGCAGAGGGAUUCGUCAUCGAGCCAGUGUCAGCUGAACAGAAGUUGUACUUACCUAAAAUUAUAGAAUGUGACGAGAUUCCCAACAAUCGUAAGGAAAUACCGACUCCUGAAGUGGCGUCUGCAUAUCAACACCUGUUGGAUAUUGCACCAUUAAUUCCUGAUUUGGAUCAUACAGCCGAGAUUCUGCUUCUCAUAGGAAGGGAUCUGAUCCAAGCGCAUCAUGUGAUCGAACAAAAACUUGGGCCCCCAGACUUGCCGUUUGCGCAAAAACUCUACUUGGGGUGGACUAUUAUCGGUGAAGUGUGUUUGGGUAGUGCUCAUAGACCUAAUUCCAUUGUAGUGAAUAAGACUCAUGUGUUGGACAAUGGGCGUAGUACCCUACUUGAGCCUUGUGAUUCCAAGUUACUUAUUUCACAAGAAAAACAUCAACAUGGCGUCGGUUCUUGUACGGGGAUAUUCUGUACUACAGUGAAUGAUGAGACUCCUGGAAUGUCGACUGAGGACCGCCAGUUUCUGGAAAUAAUGGACAGGGAGUUUCACAGAGAUUCCUAUGGAAAAUGGACAGCCCCAUUACCCUUCCAACAUGACAGGCCUGUGUUACCAAAUAAUUACACUCAAGCAAUGAGACGGGCUAUGAUCUUAGAUGCUUCGUUGAGAAAAAAUCCCACCAAACUUGGACAUGCCUUAGAAUUCAUGAGGAACAUUUUUGACAGAAAUCACGCAGAGGUAGCCCCACCUCUGAAACCAAAUGAAGAAUGUUGGUACCUACCAAUUUUCGGGGUGUACCACCCACUCAAACCGGAGAAGAUUCGCAUGGUGUUCGACUCUUCAGCUCGCUUCCAGGACUUGUCUCUGAACAGCGUACUUUUGUCAGGUCCAGACCUUACAAAUAGUCUCAUUGGAGUGUUGAUGCGUUUUAGGAUGGAAGCUGUAGCUGUGACCGCAGAUAUAGAGCAAAUGUUCCACUGCUUUGGUGUCUCAGAGAAACAUAGGAACUUCUUAAGAUUUUUAUGGUACACAGACAAUGACCCUACCAAGCCUCUAACGGAGUACCGCAUGACAGUCCAGGUUUUUGGAAACACCCCAUCACCUGCUGUAGCUACUUAUGGGUUUCGUCUUGCUGCCAUUCAAGCAGAACACAGCUUUGGGAAGGAUGUAAGAGAGUUUGUGGAGCGGAACUUUUACGUGGAUGAUGGUCUGGUGUCCCUACCAACAACACAAGAAGCCAUAGAUCUCCUACGACGAACUCAACAGGCCUUACUGACCCACGGGAACCUCAGAUUACAUAAGAUUGCCUCUAAUGACCCUAGAGUGAUGCAGAGCUUUGAUGUGAAAGAUCUAGCAAAGGACUUGAUUGACUUAGAUAUUACACAUGAUGAUCUUCCUACCCAGAGGAGUCUAGGACUCGUGUGGGAUCUUCAGAGGGAUGCCUUUGGGUUUAAACUUAGCAGGAAGGAGAAACCGUACACUAAAAGAGGAGUUUUAUCAUGUGUUAAUAGCCUGUACGACCCUCUAGGCUUCAUAGCGCCUAUCACUAUUCAGGGAAAGUUACUUCUUAGAGAAAUGACACAGGCACCUUCUGUAGACUGGGAUGCUCCCUUACCAGAAGAAUUCCAGAGCAGAUGGGAUGAUUGGACCCAAUCACUGACUCGUCUUGGAGCAUUGAAUGUACCUCGUAAGUACCUGCCUAUUGGCUUCUCUCAGCUUCAAGAGAGGAACGUACUGAUUUUCACAGAUGCCUCAGAGGUUGCUAUUGCUGCUGUGGCCUACCUGUUUCACAGUCAUGGUGGAGACAUCAAUCUGGGUUUCAUUAUGGGUAAAUCUAAAGUCGCACCCAGACCAGCCACUUCUAUACCACGCUUAGAGUUGUGCGCGGCCGUCCUGGGAGUAGAAAUUGCUACUAUUAUAAGGGAUCAGCUAGACAUCAAUGCAGAUCAUUUCAAAUUCUACACGGACAGCAGGAUCGUUCUGGGUUAUGUUUACAAUCGCACAAAGAGAUUUUUAACCUACGUAAGCAACAGAGUUCAAAGAAUUCUAAGCUUCUCCAAAUCAUCUCAAUGGAACUACAUCCCUACGGACCAGAACCCAGCAGACCAUGGCACUAAAUCUACUAUCGACAGUGCACUGUAUGACUCAUGGCUCAGUGGACCAAUAGAAUGGCUACGCCAGAAGAUACUGUAG